Molecule: messenger RNA, 318 nt
Organism: Mesorhabditis belari
Lineage: Eukaryota; Metazoa; Nematoda; Chromadorea; Rhabditida; Rhabditidae
Source: the annotation of a GenBank genome assembly
AUGCAGGCCAGCCUUCUCUCCGCUUUGAUAUUGGCCUUCGUCGCUGCAGUCUCAUGUGCCUCAUUGGCGAAAAAAGCCGACGAGGUUUCAUCGUUCGUUUCCGGAUUGAACGGAGCGGCACGGCUGAGAUACGGGAAACGAUCGCCCACUGACAAUCAAGAAUCCUCUUUCCUCGUCGACCAGCCCAUGCUCAUGGAUAAUGAAUACGUGCUUCAACCAUACGGCAGCAACGGUUACGCGCUUUACAAGCGAUCGCCGUCCGCGAAGAGUCUCAUCGAGUCAUUGAAUGGAGCUGAACGAUUACGGUUCGGCCGGAAG